AUGCGCUCAAUCUACCACCUCACAUGCCUAGCGCUCACGCUCGCGCUAUCCCUCGUCAACGCAGACCUAGACGACCCCCAACUCAUGUCCAACGUCUCCCUCCACACAGACAGCAACCCCAGCUUCUUCAGCGAUAACCCGCUCAAGCCCCGCGCCCUGGAAUGCAGCAUCGGCUACAGCGAAUGCGCCUACGAUACAUCCAAAUGCUGUCCGUUAGGCGACCGCUGCUGCGGGACCGGGUACUGCGCCGAGCCCGGCGAGACGUGCUGCACCGAGCGCGGGACGUGCGCGAGCGGGUAUAAGUGCUGUGCCGGGGCGCGCGGGUGUGCGCCGAUCGGCGGGGAGUGCUGCGAGGGCGGAUACUAUUGUCCUGCUGGCAAGAGGUGUCGGUUGUAUAAGGGGAGGAGUGUUUGCUGUGCGCCGUCCGGGUGUAUUGGGGAGAAUGCGGGUAUUGGGGACGGGGGUGGUGUUACGGUGCCGACUAUUUCGAUUACGGAGUCUGUGACUCGGACGAGGAUUGCUGUUGAGACUGUUUAUAAGUGGUAUACGAGUACGAUUUACUGGACUUACUGGUCUUUUUAUUGGACUUCUUUCUCGCCGUAUACUGUUAAGACGGUUACGUCGACUAUCAGGAGUACGUAUACUGUUUGGUCGGUUUAUGCGACGAAUGCUGCUGUUGCGACGUCCUCGCUUGCCGAUCAGUCUUCCAGUUAUAAUUACAAGCCGCCUUAUACCGCGACGUAUCUCAGUGCGUCCUCGACUCCGGUUACGUUGGCUGGGGGUCUUGCUGCGCCGACUGGCUCGCCUUCGUCGGAUGAUAACACUUCCGGGUCGGAUCCAGGUGGUCUGACUUCGCUUGGUUCUGUUGGUGCUGCGGCGAGUGUGAGGUUUAGUGGGACUGGGGUUGUGGCUGCUGUCUUGGUUGCUGCUAUUGGGGGACUGGCUUUUAGGCUGUAA
Penicillium paradoxum is the source of this 957-nucleotide messenger RNA. RefSeq lists its product as uncharacterized. The record is from RefSeq and is a predicted model, not a curated record. NCBI's taxonomy places the organism in Eukaryota, Fungi, Ascomycota, Eurotiomycetes, Eurotiales, Aspergillaceae. The transcript is spliced from 2 exons. The coding region runs from base 1 to 957 and encodes 318 amino acids.